AUGGCAGAGCACCUCAGCUACGUCGGCUCGGGGCCGUACUGCUACGCCAACUCGCUGGCCAUGAUGCUCGGCAAGGAGAGCCCCUCGCCGACCGUCAUCGAGUUCGCCACGUCCAGCCCCUUUGGCAUGCAAAUCAUCGGCGGCAACCUCGUCUUCUUCGACCCCUACGGCUGGGACCCUGCCGCCAGCUUCGACGCCGCGCUCAAGGCUGCAGGCUGGGAGUCUACGCUCGUCAUCGGGGCCGACGCCGGCGACGCCCUCGCACGCCUCAAGCAGGCCGUCAUGCAGGGACCAGUAUUUGUCGGCCCCGUAGAGAUGGGUCUCUUACGCCAUCAGCCCGAGAUGAAGGGCGCCAUCGGGGCCGACCACUACAUAGUCGUGCUGCGCAUCACCGACGACGGCAUGGUCGAGAUGCACGACCCGCACGGGCACCCAUACGCGACGCUGCCCGUUGCCGAGUUCAUGGCCUCGUGGCGCGCGGAGAAGCUCGGCUACGGCAAGCCGUACAUGCUGCGCACCGACUUCCGCCAGGUCGAGCGCGGCGUCAGCGAGGAGGAUGUGAUCCGGCGAUCGCUCGACAACGCGCGGCGAUGGCUGUCCAUGGAGGGCCCGCACGACGACAUGCCGGCGGGGUCGUACGGCAACGGCGAGGCCGCCGAGCGGCUCGCGCAGAAGGUCGAGGCCAAGACGCUCGCGCAGGGCAUGCGGAUGGAUCUCGUCUACUUUGCCGUGCGGGUCGGGGCGCGCCGGCUGGCUGAUGCGGCGACGUGCCUGAGGCGCAUCGGGAGGGACGACGCGGCGGACGUUGUGGCUCGGCAGGCCAGGCUGGUCGGCGCGCUGCAGCACCCGCUCGUGGUCGGCGACAAUGCGCGGGCGGCGACGCUGCUCCGCGAGCUGGCGCCGACGUACGAGGAGUUGCGGACGGCGCUGGGCUGA
Purpureocillium lilacinum is the source of this 936-nucleotide messenger RNA. RefSeq lists its product as uncharacterized. The record is from RefSeq and is a predicted model, not a curated record. Lineage: Eukaryota; Fungi; Ascomycota; Sordariomycetes; Hypocreales; Ophiocordycipitaceae.